Messenger RNA from Manihot esculenta (cassava), 876 nucleotides. RefSeq lists its product as uncharacterized. Lineage: Eukaryota; Viridiplantae; Streptophyta; Magnoliopsida; Malpighiales; Euphorbiaceae. The coding region runs from base 1 to 876 and encodes 291 amino acids. The transcript has a single exon. The record is from RefSeq and is a predicted model, not a curated record.
AUGCAAGAUCCAGGCUCUGCGGUGUCCUUUUGUCUCAGCUUCAAUAGCUAUUCCUCUGAUCAACUAGCCUGUACCGCAGCUAGAGUCGGGAAAGAGGAAGCAAAUAACAGAGUUGCUGUUUUCAGUAACCAAAACGACAACGAAAGCACCAGCAACCGCUGUGAAGAAGAAGACAAUGAUGAUUUCGAGUUCGUUUUGGUCCGCUCAAAUCUCAACGAUUGUACGACAAUCGACGGUGAUCGUGAAGUUGCCUUCCCGGUUUUCCCGGUAUUUGAUCGAGAUCUCCUGUUGAAUUAUGAAAAUGAGUCGAAUAAUCAGAGAAAUGGUCCCGAAGAUGUAACAUCUGCCGCAGUUCGAUUACCUUUGAAGAAUAUGUUUAUUGAUGAGCGAGAUCCUCCGUCCUCGUCGGAGGAGGACGAAUUAGAUGAAGUAUCACCGGGAAAUUUUUGUGUUUGGCUACCGCAAAGGUCACCACCUUCUCCUUCGGCUUCGCCUUCGCAGUCAAUAUGCAAAAAGAGCAAUUCCACCGGAUCAUCGUCAAAGCUACGUUGGCGAUUGCGAGAUUUGCUGCAUCUUCGAAGAUGCAGCAGUGACGGCAAGGAAUCACUCAUAUUUUUGAAUCCAGAUCAUCGUCAUCACAAUAAUAACAAUAUCAAUUUGGGGAGGAAGAAAGAGGAGAAAGUGGAUAAAGGCAAAAUAGUUGCUGCAAAAGCAGGCAAGGGCAAAGAGAAAGCAUCGGCACAUGAGAUGUUCUACGUCAGGAACAAGGCCUUGAAGGAAGGAGAUAAGAGAAAAUCCUACUUACCGUACAGGCAAGGACUGGUUGGAUUUUUUGCUAAUUUGAACGGACUGGGCAGUAAUUUUCCUCCAUUCUAA